AUGUGUCUUGACGAUAUUGCAAUUUACAACGAUGCGGAUAUUGGUCAAGAUUGGAGUAAAUGGUUCCUUGGCGGCUGCUCUGUGACCUGCUGUAACGGGACCCUGUCAAGGAUGAGGAUGUGCUCUUCCGGGCAUGACGAGGACUGCCCUGGGUCUGCCUUUGACACCUUUUGGUACAGCAAGAUUGAUUUUAUAUUUCCGUCGUCUGAACAUUUUCAUGUCGCAGUAUGUCCGUUCAAGCCUGUGGACCUAAUCUCCGUCCUUGAUGGCUCUGGCAGUGAAGGUAAGGUAAACUUCAGCAAACAAUUAGCCUUCGUUUCGAAAUACACUCAUCAAUUCGAAAUCGGACAGAACAAAACUCGCGUUUCCUUAGUGACUUUUGCGUCACAGGUAAAAAAUGAGUUUUACUUGAACAGAUACUAUGACAGCAGCAGCCUUACCCAUGCAAUUGAGCACACGCAUUAUCCAAACGGGGAGACAUUCACCAAUUUAGCACUCGACCAUGUUCGCCAACAAAGUUUGUCCCCAAACCAUGGCGCUGAAAGGAGCAUUUCAAAAUUUGUGUGUGUUCUUACGGAUGGAAGGUCCAUAGACGAGAGCGCAACAAGAACGGCGGAACUUCAGUUGAAGAAAGAUCCAAACGUCACCGUUGUUGCAAUUGGCAUUGGAAACGCUGUUGAUUACAAUGAGCUCCUUGCUAUCGCCAGUGAUGCCAACCACACAUUCCGGGUCGCAAACUUCAACGCUUUAAGUUCAAUCAAAGCAGAACUCACUCAGAAAACGUGUAACAUUACAGUCGAUGGUUCUUGGUCGUCGUGGUCACCAUGGUCACAGUGUGACGUCACGUGCGCACAUGGUCACAUACAUCGGACACGCACUUGCACUAAUCCAUCUCCCGCCCUCGGGGGUCAGAACUGCUUUGGAGCGAACCAAGAAAAUAGAGUUUGCAAUCUUGCAAAAUGUCCAGGAGUUUGGUCACCGUUUGGUCACCGUGGUUCAAUGACCAGUGCUCUGUGACAUGUGGAAACGGGACCCUGACGCGUAUACGUCACUGCUCCACUGGCCAUGUAGAGGAUUGUGUGGGAAACAGCAGCAAAAUAGUUCACUGUCAGGAAAUGUCUUGCAAAGUGGAUGGGUCCUGGUCGUCCUGGUCACCAUGGUCACACUGUGACGUCACAUGUGCACAUGGUCACAUACAUCGGACACGCACAUGUACGAACCCAGCUCCCGCCCUCGGGGGUCAGACAUGCUCAGGAGCCAACAAUGAAACAAGCACGUGCACGCUUGCACAAUGUCCAAGUUGGAGUAAGUGGUUCAUUGGCGACUGCUCAGUGACCUGCGGUAACGGGACCCUGUCAAGGAUGAGGAUGUGUUCUUCCGGUCAUGACGAGGACUGCCCUGGGUCUGCCUUUGACACCGUGCCGUGCUCUAAACCGCCAUGCUGACGCAAUAACACUUAUAACAUUCAAAAUGUCUUAAUAAUAUCAAGAAAUUAAAGAUUUUCAAAUGCAAAA
Dreissena polymorpha is the source of this 1514-nucleotide messenger RNA. Its product is annotated as collagen alpha-1(XII) chain-like. Bases 1 to 1017 code for a protein of 338 amino acids. The record is from RefSeq and is a predicted model, not a curated record. NCBI's taxonomy places the organism in Eukaryota, Metazoa, Mollusca, Bivalvia, Myida, Dreissenidae. The transcript is spliced from 8 exons.